This is a messenger RNA of Telopea speciosissima, 2052 nucleotides long. RefSeq names its product ABC transporter G family member 5-like. The record is from RefSeq and is a predicted model, not a curated record. Gene Ontology annotation, molecular function: ATP hydrolysis activity; ABC-type transporter activity; ATP binding. Gene Ontology annotation, cellular component: membrane. The coding region runs from base 20 to 1927 and encodes 635 amino acids. NCBI's taxonomy places the organism in Eukaryota, Viridiplantae, Streptophyta, Magnoliopsida, Proteales, Proteaceae. The transcript has a single exon.
CGAGGUGAAGUACAGGUUCAUGAGUUUAAGAUGCUCAGUGCAAAGAGACACAUUCAAGGAAAGAAAACUUUCAAUGAAGAAACAAGGCUGUGAGAUAGAAGCAGUGGGCAUCAACUACAAGAUCUACACCCACCAAAGAAGAAGAUUUAGAUACCCAUUUAAGGUUCUCAGCAUCAGCAGCAGCAAAGAACAAGAAGAACAGCUCGAACAAGAAACCACAGGAGCCGAACCAGAGUUCCGGCACGUUCUCAAGAACGUUACUUGCAGAGCCAAACCAUGGGAGAUACUCGCAAUUGUCGGUCCAAGCGGUGCCGGGAAGUCGACACUUCUAGAAGUCCUCGCCGGUCGACUCACCCCUCAAACCGGCUCAUUCCUUGUCAACCAGAUACCCAUCGACAAAACCCAUUUCAAGAAAAUCUCCGGCUACGUCACCCAAAGAGACACCCUCUUCCCACUCCUCACCGUUGAAGAAACUCUUACGUUCAGUGCUAAGCUCCGGCUCAAGCUCGAACAGGCCGAUUUACACUCCCGGGUCAAGUCCCUGAUGGACGAGCUCGGCUUGACUCACGUUGCAUCAACCCGAAUCGGAGAUGAUUUGGUUCGCGGAAUCUCCGGCGGUGAGAGGCGGCGCGUGUCGAUCGGCGUUGAUGUAAUUCACGACCCCAACGUCUUGAUCCUCGACGAGCCAACCUCAGGUCUUGACAGCACCUCAGCAUUGCAAAUCAUAGACAUGUUGAAAACCAUGGCCGAGACACGCGGUCGGACCAUAAUCCUGAGCAUCCAUCAACCCGGGUUCAGAAUCGUGAAGCUAUUCAACUCCAUUAUCAUGAUGGCUGACGGCGCCGUUUUACAUCACGGCACCGUCGACCAACUGAGCCUCCAUUUACGGUCCAUGGAUCUUCAGUUACCUCUUCAGGUCAACAUCGUUGAGUUCGCUAUCGACGCCGUCGAAACACUCCAACUGCCACAACUGUCACAACAACCGUCACGAAUUCGAAGCGGUAAUUCUACCCUACAACAACUUUUCCAAGAAACCGUCGCUAAUGCUCGAAUCGAUCUUCCUUACAGGUUUGCUAAUUCGAGAUUGAAAGAAACGGUUAUACUCACACACAGGUUUUCCAAGAACGUGUAUCGAACAAAGGAGCUAUUCGCUUGUAGAACGAUCCAGAUGCUGAUCGUAGGGCUAGUAUUGGGUUCCAUCUUUUAUAAUCUCAAAGACGAUUUUUCAGGUGCUGAAGAGAGGGUAGGUUUGUUUGCAUUCGUACUGACCUUCCUGCUGUCGUGCUGCACAGAAGCUCUCCCCAUAUUUCUUCAAGAAAGGGAGAUUUUCAUGAAAGAAACCUCAUGCGGGAGUUAUAGGGUUUCAUCUUAUGUGAUUGCUAAUGGGCUCGUUUUUCUGCCAUUUCUGCUAAUCUUGGCCUUCUUGUUCUCUGCUCCUCUGUAUUGGCUUGUGGGUUUGAACCGGAGCUUCACUGCUUUCAUGUAUUUUCUGCUACUGAUAUGGUUGAUUCUGUACACGGCUAACUCGGUUGUGGUUUGUUGCACUGCUCUGGUGCCCAAUUUCAUAAUUGGGAAUUCUGUGAUUUCAGGGGUGAUGGGUUCGUUCUUUUUGUUUUCUGGAUAUUUCAUACCCAAGAGUGGAAUGCCUAAGUAUUGGGUUCUUAUGCAUUAUAUAUCUCUGUUUAAGUAUCCGUUUGAAGGGUUUUUGAUAAAUGAGUUUUCUGGCAAGGGGAAGUGUUUGGAAUACUUGCUUGGUGAGUGUGUAAUGAAUGCAGAGAAUGUGAUGAGGGAAGAAGGGCUUGGGGAAGAGAGUAGAUGGAGAAAUGUGGUGGUCAUGGUUUGCUUCAUCUUGGUUUACAGAUUCAUCUCUUAUGUCGUCCUUAGGUGUAGGUGCUCUUGCAGAAGUAUCAAUGGAGGCCUUGCUUGAAUCAAUCAUGUCACAUGGUACUGAUCUCUCUUUCUCUCUCUCUCUCAAAAGCAUGAAAAAUAGAAAAAGAAAGAAAUGUAAUACUAAAAUCUCAGUUUUACUGAUUGAUUCAUCAAUGUCUCUCU